AUGGCGCUCGACGAGUACUACCGCAACAAGAUCGAGGCGAUGAAGCUAGAGAUCCUCAAGGGUCAAGCUGCUCUCCGCCGUCUCGAGGCCCAACGCAAUGACUACAAUUCCCGUGUGCGGUUACUGAGAGAAGAGCUGGGCCUGCUACAACAGCCCGGAUCCUACGUUGGAGAGGUCGUCAAGGUGAUGAGCACCAAGAAGGUUCUCGUUAAAGUACAUCCUGAAGGCAAAUAUGUCGUCGAUGUCUCCGAUAAUGUCGAAAUCGCCAAGCUUACCCCCGGAAAGAGAGUCACACUGCUGUCAGACAGCUACAAAUUGGAGAAGAUGCUGCCGUCAUCGGUCGAUCCCCUAGUAUCGCUCAUGAUGGUAGAAAAGGUCCCCGACAGCACAUACGACAUGAUUGGUGGAUUGGAUCAGCAGAUCAAAGAGAUCAAAGAGGUUAUAGAGCUGGGUUUGAAGCACCCGGAGCUGUUCGAGUCUCUGGGCAUUGCUCAGCCCAAGGGUGUCCUGCUGUACGGACCCCCAGGUACAGGAAAGACUCUGCUGGCCAGAGCUGUAGCCCACCACACAGCUUGCAAGUUUAUCAGAGUCUCUGGUUCAGAAUUGGUGCAGAAAUACAUUGGUGAGGGUAGCCGAAUGGUCCGAGAGCUCUUCAUCAUGGCCCGAGAGCAUGCCCCCUCAAUCAUCUUCAUGGACGAAAUCGACAGCAUUGGUUCCUCUCGAGUGGAGGGCUCAUCGGGUGGUGACUCCGAAGUCCAGCGAACCAUGUUGGAGCUGCUCAAUCAGCUGGAUGGCUUCGAACCAACCAAGAACAUCAAGGUCAUUAUGGCCACGAACCGUCUCGACAUUCUCGACCCCGCUCUGCUGCGACCCGGCCGUAUCGACCGCAAGAUUGAAUUCCCCCCGCCUAGCAUCGAGGCACGAGCCGACAUUCUCCGAAUCCACAGCCGAAAGAUGAACUUGACCAGAGGCAUCAACCUCACCAAGAUUGCAGAGAAGAUGAAUGGCUGCUCUGGAGCCGAGCUGAAGGGUGUGUGCACAGAAGCGGGCAUGUACGCCCUCCGUGAGAGGAGAGUGCACGUCACACAGGAGGACUUUGAGCUGGCGACGGCCAAGAUUCUCAACAAGCAUGAUGAUAAGGAGGUUUCCCUGGGCAAGCUAUGGAAGUAA
This is a messenger RNA of Trichoderma gamsii, 1170 nucleotides long. Its product is annotated as 26S protease regulatory subunit 8. The coding region runs from base 1 to 1170 and encodes 389 amino acids. Lineage: Eukaryota; Fungi; Ascomycota; Sordariomycetes; Hypocreales; Hypocreaceae. Gene Ontology annotation, cellular component: proteasome regulatory particle, base subcomplex. The record is from RefSeq and is a predicted model, not a curated record. Gene Ontology annotation, biological process: proteasome-mediated ubiquitin-dependent protein catabolic process. Gene Ontology annotation, molecular function: ATP hydrolysis activity; proteasome-activating activity; ATP binding. The transcript is spliced from 2 exons.